AUGUCUUUAAAUAGUCAAAAUCAAUCUUUAUUAUUUACCAAUCCUUCAGAUUUCAUUCAAACGAUAGCAGCUCUUCAUGAAAAAAAAAUUAAAGAAGGUAAAUUGGAUAUGGGAUUAUUGACUAUUGAUACAUCAUCUUCUGAGGAUAUGGUUGUCACAAAACAAAAAGUUAAUGAUAAUAAUCAGUGUCAACAUGGUAAUAAUAAUAAUAAUAAUAUUGUCACAACAUCAACUAAAACACCAUUAGAAGAUUGUAGUAAUAAGGAUGAAGAAGCAUCAAGUGAUAAAGGAAAUAUAACUAAUGACUGUUCAUCAUCUGUUGGUUCAUCAACUUCACCAUCAACACCAAAAAGUGCUAGUCAUGAGGAUAGUAGAAUUCAGGAACAUCCUAUUACAUCACCUGUUAUUGAAAAUUGUAAUAAAAUUAUUAACAGAAAACGUAAAGCGGAUGAGGGAGAUGAUAUUACUCAUCUACUUAAGGAAGAUUCUAGAAAAAUUCUUGAUCAUCAAAAAGAAUUACCAUCAUCACCAGAAAGUUUAAUUAAAUCUCCAACUCUUCCAACAAUUAAAGAAAAUGAUAAUAAUUGUGAUCAAUUAUUUAAACAAACACCUGAUGAUAAUGAUUCUUUUUUAUCUUCUUUGGCAUCUCGAUCAUACUCACCAACAACACUUCAACUAGUUCGUAAUAAUAAAGGAGAUGGAGGUAAACUUACAUGCCCAACACCAGGUUGUGAUGGAUCUGGUCAUCAAACAGGCUUAUAUACACAUCACCGAAGUUUAUCAGGAUGCCCAAGGAGACCAGAUAAAAAUACAAUUCAAUUACUUGCACUUCAACAGGAUACCAUUCUUCGUUGUACAACACCAGGAUGUACAGGAAAAGGACAUGUCAAUUCAAAUAGAUCAUCACAUAGAUCACUUUCUGGAUGCCCAAUAGCUUAUCAACAAAAAUUGGCAAGAAGAGGUAAAGCAAGAUUAUCAUUAAAUGGAAGUAUGAAUGGUUCUAUGAAUACAUCAACAAGCCCAUUAAAUGAUUCUAAUAAUCUUUUAAAAAUUAAACAAGAAACAUUUAAUAAGUCUUUUGAUAAAUCAUUCCAAUCACUUACCUCUCUACCAACAUUGCCUUUAGAUUUAAGAAUGAAAACUUUUGAGGAACUUCGUAAACAACAAGAACAAGUAAAAAAUGAGGAAGAUAAAGUUAGAGAAUUAAAUCAAAAUAAUAUUUUUGAUAUUGAAACUGUUAAACGUAUGAAGAAUGACUUUAUUCCACAACAAUUUCCAAUGCAUAAUUCAUUCCUUCAGGAGGCACUUUUACGCCUCUCAACAACAGGUGGACCAACAAAUCAAGGAUAUGUUCCUGGAGUUGGAACAGGUAUGUCUCCUGAAAAUCUUCAACAACAACUUACAGUAUUUGCUUUAGCUUCUCAAAAUGCAACAAAUCAUUUAUGGAUUCAAAAAUAUUUUGAAAGUAUUAUGUCAACACAAUUUGCCUCAUUACAAGCAGCAGCUUUUGCAGCUGUUAAUGCCUCAACAGCAACAAUGAAUUUCCCAUUAAUUCCUGGUAUCUUAAAUAAUAGUAUUAAUAAAGGUACACCAUCACCAUCAUUAAUUCCUCCAAUAGGAGAUCCACAACAAUUACAAUUUUUAUUUAGUGGUUUAAAAAAUCAAGGAAUUAUCAAACAGGAAUCUGAAAUGACAUCUCCUAAUGGUAAUAAUAAUGAUGGUGAAAUAAAUAAAGAAAUUGCUGGUUAA
This is a messenger RNA of Strongyloides ratti, 1749 nucleotides long. Its product is annotated as Zinc finger, C2HC-type repeat-containing protein. Gene Ontology annotation, cellular component: nucleus. Bases 1 to 1749 code for a protein of 582 amino acids. The record is from RefSeq and is a predicted model, not a curated record. Gene Ontology annotation, molecular function: RNA polymerase II cis-regulatory region sequence-specific DNA binding; DNA-binding transcription factor activity, RNA polymerase II-specific; zinc ion binding. Gene Ontology annotation, biological process: regulation of transcription by RNA polymerase II. The transcript is spliced from 4 exons. NCBI's taxonomy places the organism in Eukaryota, Metazoa, Nematoda, Chromadorea, Rhabditida, Strongyloididae.